UCGUGUGACGAUAUAAUUUAUGUCGUAAAUCAAAUCAUAUGCAAGAGAAGUUUUGACAGAGGUGAAAAUCAUGGGAUGGUAAAAGUUAAUAGAGAUCUUUAGGUGGUUUCCUAAACUUUAUCCAUGUCCUAGAAAGUUCAAAGUUAUAGGAGUCAUUCGUAUAUAUUUCCACAAUCAAGAAAACCGGUUCGCAAAUUCUACGGUCCACUUCUUACUGGAAGCAAGAAUCUGAUUUGCGCAGUUGAAUCUGAUUUACGAAUAGUUUCAUGAUAGAUCAAUCGCUAUAUUAGAAAUAGAGACAUUCCUAUCCUUCGGAGACCUAAUUGCAACCGUUUUCAUUUGUAAAUGAAGAAAGUGAAAGCAUUCGAGUGAACAUUCAAUUGAUCGAAAUGAUUUGUUUCAAAGUAUAAUAAGCAAACGAACAGGUGGAGCCUUUUCUUAUCUUUUUGACAACAAUUUUUUUCGAAUUUCGUCACUUGAGAAGAGAAAAUUCGAUACUCCAAUUGUUUGAAACUGCAACAAAGAAACAAAGUCGUUUAGAAGUUUUAUGCAGAUAGUUAUUAAAUAAAAGUCAUCAAAAUUAUUAAUUAAUAAAAUACGAAAUUAUUAAACUUCGUUUCAUAAUAUAUCGUACAAUUGCAUCACGUAACUUCGAAUUUUCUUAUGACGAGUGAGGAGGAAACGAUUCUAAAAUCGAAUUAGGCAAACUUCCAAGUAAAUUAUUAUAUGAACGACAGCCACUCGUUUUCAUGCCCGAAAAGGAAGUCGGAAAAGGAAAGGACUUUGAACGGAUAAGUUACGUUUGUGGUGUUCGAUCGAAUAGCGUAGGGAAGGUUCACGUAGCAUAGGUUGGGAAACGCUGUUCUAGUCGGCCGAUGUGGAUCGCUGGAUCGCCGUUUCACUCUCGCGUUCCCAUUUACCGAGCAACCGAUUGAGCCCUGUUGUCAGCGUCAAUGCGUUGCCAAUAUAAACGAGAAUUACCUGUCAAUCCAACACUGAUCUAUAUCCAAUACCAACCGAAUAAUUAUUAUGAUAAACACUGAUACGUAUGACGCUUAAACGGUAGAUAUUUUCCCAAUCUAUCGCAAAAAUAACAGUUGUUAGAAUCUGAUAAACCACAAUUAGUCGCAAGUUAGGUCAUUCAUGGAAUCUUAACCCUUUGAAGUUGGAUAUCGCGGUAUUCAAAAUUUGUUUUCACACUGUAAGUAUCUAUCAUUUCGAGUAGUCGGUACCACGAGAAAAAUCUGCCAAUCGCAAAGGGUUAAACAUUUCCUUUCAAUAUCUAAUCUAAACCGUUCCGUACAUUAUACUGUGUGUGUUUAUAGGUACAUACAUGUGUGUAGAUAUAUAUGUAUAUACUUAGAGCACGCAUAGUCACUUACUGUACACAAAAUGAAAGGUGGCUUUAAUUGUCGCCGCGGCUACCGAGGACAAUGUUCGUCUACGAUAUCGUCUGCCCCUGUUGCGAAAAUUUUCGUGCGGCUUUUGAAUACCGGGCUGAAAACGCGUGUGUGCAAAAACGAUGGAAAGGAAGGGUUGUGGGGGCAGCCACUAUCGAAACAGCCUGAUCGUGAUUGUGAGUAUUCCUCGAGGAAGGGGGUUCUUCCUUCCUCCGUUGGGAAAGAAAAAGAGAGUUGGAACGAGCUGACUAGAAACAGACAGCAAGAGAGUGAGAAAGAAAGGGAGGAGGGAGAGAAUGACAGGAGGCACUCGUUCACUACGGUCAGUGCUUUCUGAACUGUUGUCAGUGACAGUUCCUCGAUCAUGUGGCGGUGGAUCCUCGAUCACUGAUUCUCCUAUCGAUUACGUUUUUCCUUUUUCUAUCAUUCGUUUCCGUUCACGGACUGAGUUUCGCCGCAUUUCACACACGCUCUUCUCGUGUAUAGUUUCGUUCGACCGCGCCUUGUCUUGUUUUUACUCAUCCCCUUCUUCGUGUCUGGUCGAUAUUGGUGCUACUUUCCACGUUCGGAGCGUCACGCGUGGCUGGAAAAACUGGACGAAUCAUGGUGUCGACUAGCAGAACGACCUGUUGUUGGCUGCUGCUCGUCUGCUUCAUCGUACUUCUCGCAACUCUCGACAAUGCUGAAGGUACAAGGAAAAGAUUUCGCAGACCGGCAACCGCCGCCCCAUCGAUCUCGAGCGAUCAGGAAGUCUCAGCAAGCGUGAACAGAUUCAAGGUCACGCGAAAUCGUAUCAAUAAUAAGAACAAGAAGAAUGAAAUUCAGACUGGUAAACCGGAGGACUACAAGCUUGUAUGUUACUAUACAAACUGGUCUCAAUACCGGACGAAAAUUGGGAAAUUUUUACCCGAAGACAUACAACCGGAUUUGUGUACGCACAUCAUAUUCGCCUUCGGUUGGUUGAAGAAGAACAAGCUGACCAGCUUCGAGUCGAACGACGAAACGAAAGAUGGAAAAACUGGACUAUACGAACGAAUCGUGAAUUUAAAGAAGGCUAGUCCCUCUUUGAAAAUUUUACUUGCGAUUGGUGGAUGGUCGUUCGGCACUCAGAAAUUCAAAGACAUGUCCUCGACGAGGUACGCAAGGCAAACCUUCAUAUACAGUGCCAUUUCGUAUCUGCGUGAUCGAAAUUUCGAUGGCCUCGACAUCGACUGGGAAUAUCCGAAAGGAGGAGACGACAAGAAGAACUACGUUCUUCUGUUGAAAGAGCUUCGAGAAGCGUUCGAAGCUGAAGCUCAGGAGAAGAAAAUGCCGAGACUUCUUUUAACAGCUGCUGUACCGGUUGGUCCUGACAAUGUGAAAAGUGGAUACGAUGUACCAGCAGUUGCUAGCUACCUAGACUUCAUCAACCUGAUGGCAUACGAUUUCCACGGGAAAUGGGAGCGAGAGACGGGUCACAACGCACCUUUGUACGCUUCUUCGUUAGAUUCCGAAUGGCAGAAACAGCUUAGUGUGGAUAACGCGGCCUCCAUGUGGGUCCGUUUGGGUGCCCCUAAAGAGAAACUGAUCAUCGGCAUGCCGACCUAUGGCCGAUCUUUCACUCUCUCGAACGUCUCCAAUUUCCGUGUUCAUGCACCUGCCAGUGGCGGUGGCAAGGCUGGCGAAUACACCAAGGAAUCCGGCUUUCUUGCCUAUUACGAGAUCUGCGAGAUGUUACAAAACGGUGCAGCUUAUAUCUGGGACGACGAGAUGAAAGUACCAUACUUGGUGCAGAACGAGCAGUGGGUGGGUUUCGACGACGAGAAAUCUAUUCGAGGCAAAAUGGACUGGCUGAAGAGCAAAGGUUACGGCGGUGCCAUGGUGUGGACGGUUGAUAUGGAUGACUUCAACGGCACAGUUUGCGGUGGAAAUGUCAAGUACCCCUUAAUCGGAGCGAUGAGGGAGGAAUUGCUCGGAAUAUCAAGAGGUCCAAGUGCCAAGGACGUCGAUUGGAGCGCCGUGGCCAGCACUGUAUCUGAAAGCAUCUUGAAAAAGCCAGAACCUUACAAGAUAUUGGUCUCGGAUGUUAUCAACAAGGCGAAGAAACUUCAAAAACCGACAACGCAACUCGUCGUUAAUCCUCCUACCAAUGAAAGGGCAGCCCAAUCAAUGUGCUACCUAACAAAUUGGUCGCACAGAAGACCUGGAGCUGGAAAAUUUGUACCGGAAGAUAUCGAUCCAACUCUCUGCACGCAUAUAGUCUAUUCGUUCGCAACCUUGAAAAAUUACUUGCUUGCAGAAGAAAGCGAGAAGGACACGGAGAUGUAUGAAAGAUUGAUCGCUCUGCGAAAUAAGAAUCCUGACAUUAAGAUAUUAUUGGCGAUCGGUGGUUGGGCUUUCGGGUCAACCCCGUUCAAAGAACUGACCAGUAAUACUUUCCGUAUGAAUCAAUUCGUUUAUGAAGCCAUCGAAUUUCUCAGAGAAUACAAAUUUGAUGGUCUAGACGUUGAUUGGGAAUAUCCACGGGGUGGUGACGACCGAGCAGCCUAUGUGAAUCUUUUGAAGGAACUUCGACUGGCAUUCGAGGGUGAAGCAAAUAGUUCUGGACAACCAAAAUUAAUCUUAUCAGCCGCGGUACCAGCUAGUUUUGAGGCUAUUGCCGCAGGGUACGAUGUACCAGAAAUAUCUAAGUAUCUGGACUUCAUUAACGUGAUGACGUACGAUUUUCACGGCCAGUGGGAGAGACAAGUCGGUCACAAUAGUCCUUUGUAUCCUUUGGAAAGUGCUACCAGUUACCAGAAAAAGUUGACAGUGGAUUACAGUGCAAGGGAAUGGGUGAAACAAGGUGCUCCAAAGGAGAAAUUAAUGAUCGGUAUGCCAACUUAUGGCAGAUCCUUCACAUUAGUGGACAAAGAGAAAUUCGACAUCGGAGCCCCAGCCUCAGGAGGUGGAAUAGCUGGCAAUUUCACCAACGAAGCCGGAUUCCUCUCGUCUUACGAGAUUUGUACCUUCCUCAGUGAAGAGAACACUACGCUAGUAUGGGAUAGUGAGCAACAAGUUCCUUUCGCGUACAGAGAAGAUCAGUGGGUUGGAUUCGAUGACGAAAGAAGCCUUAUAAAUAAGAUGCAAUGGCUCAAAGAAGAAGGCUUUGGAGGUAUAAUGAUCUGGUCGGUGGAUAUGGAUGACUUCAGAGGAAGUUGCGGAGCUGGCAAGUAUCCAUUAAUCAAAGCUAUGAUGAAAGAGCUGCGAGACUAUAAAGUGAAAUUGGAAUACGAUGGGCCUUACGAAUCUCAUUUGAGGAAUGGGAGGUACACCACCAAAGAUCCGAAUGAGGUAAGCUGUGAUGAAGAAGACAACCACAUAUCUUAUCAUCCUGACAAGAACGACUGCACUAUGUACUAUAUGUGUGAGGGCGAAAGGAAGCAUCACAUGCCCUGCCCGGUAAAUCUGGUAUUUAAUCCCAAUGAAAAUGUUUGCGAUUGGCCUGAAAACGUUGACGGAUGCGUACAACACACGCAGGCACCACCAGUGUAAAAAAAAAGAGAAAAAAAAUAAUGGGAAGAAACAAAGAUAAUAUCUAUUUAAGGAUAUUUUUCUGCGGCUCGCGAUUAUACUGUAAAACGCGAAGAACAUUCACACGACGUUAAUUAGUAUAGUAACGUUAAUUAAAAAAAAAGAUCGUAAUUCGUCGAAAAAAAAAGCGGAAACACGAUAAUCGUUAAUCGACGAGAAGUUUUGUUAUCAAGAAAUCUUUUUUUAUUCGAGAAUUUUUAUUCCUUCUCCUUACUCCAAUUUCCCCUCUUCCCCCUCUUUAAAACUUUUACUUUUUUCCCUUAAAUUCUCCUCCUAUCUCCCAUUGAUUCUGUCUAACUAUGCGUUUCUCAUGUGUAUAAACCGCGCACUAUGUCCAACUACUGUGACAGAUACAUUUUGUAAAUAAAAAGAAAUGAGAUUCUCCGAAAAAAGAAUUCAUAUCUCGCUUGUAACGGCGAAAAAAAGUAAAUUGUACGUACUAUUAACUAGUAAUUCCGUUUUAUUUUGUAACUUUACAUAAGAAGAACUUUACAUAAAAAGAAGAUAAUUUGUUGUUCGUA
Molecule: messenger RNA, 5473 nt
Organism: Bombus huntii
Lineage: Eukaryota; Metazoa; Arthropoda; Insecta; Hymenoptera; Apidae
Gene: Cht7
Product: probable chitinase 10
Exons: 16
Coding region: 2004-4913 (969 amino acids)
Biological process (GO): carbohydrate metabolic process; chitin catabolic process
Cellular component (GO): extracellular region
Molecular function (GO): hydrolase activity, hydrolyzing O-glycosyl compounds; chitin binding
Source: RefSeq, a predicted model, not a curated record